CCAUUCUGAACAAGAAGCGUUUUGUUAGAGCCACAUCGCCUUUCUCCUUCGAGUCAGUUAAGAACAAUCGUGCUUCGUCAACUUUUGGAGACCGUAUAGUUGAUACGAGUGACUGGGUGGGUGCCGAGACCCUUUCGAUUUUGUGAAAGUAGCGCUCCACGAGAUUUCCUACCUUCCCUGUAACCAAUCUCCGGUUUUGAAGAGAGGUUAAUGAUGGAUUCGCUAGUAGGAACAAAAAAAAUGUCGAUAAUGGUAUUUUUCUCAGUUUUGCUUUGUCUAUCCAGACAUUCUACUGGAGCAUCAAUUAUAAAGGAUGUCGUCGACAAUGUUACAGGAACUACUGUAGAAACAAAGGAUGCCGUCGACAAUGUUACAGGAACUACUGAAGAAACAAAGGAUGCCGUCGACAAUGUUACAGGAACUACUGAAGAAACAAAGGAUGCCGUCAACAAUGUUAUAGGAACUACUGUAGAAACAAAGGAUGCCGUCGACAAUGUUACAAGAACUAGUGUAGAAACAAAGAAUGCCGUCGACAAUGUUACAGGAACUAGUGUAGAAACAAAGGAUGCCGUCGACAAUGUUACAGGAACUACUGUAGAAACAAAGGAUGCCGUCGACAAUGUUACAGGAACUACUGUAGAAACAAAGGAUGCCGUCAACAAUGUUACAGGAACUACUGUAGGAACAAAGGAUGCCGUCGACAAAGCUUCAACAGGUGACAACGUCACAGUAAUAUUGACUGACCAUGGAAGUGACAAAAUCGAAGACUUUAAGAGAACCACAACUGAAAUUGCAACAACUGACGAAUAUAUUACGGUGCUCAGUACUUAUCAGACCAAUUUUCAAAAUAAGCGUAAAACAGAGAUCAAUUUAGAAAAAGGACCUCAUUAUAAGGUGGUGUUUGCUUCUGGACAACUCAAUGAGUCCCACCCUCUAGAUGUGACAUUCCCUUUAAAAAACACGAAGAGCGAUACAAAAAUGUCAGAAGAAGAGACAGCGAUCAUCCCAGAUGGCAGUUUAGAUGUCUCUACUCCAUUAUUUCCAAAUGAACUUUCACAGAAAGAAAGUAGUAACUUGGCUACAGAGAAACCAGAAACGCGUGAUGAAGAAUCUACAAGUGGUUUCGCAACUAAUAAGGAUACAGAGGAUAACAACCAAGAUAAUUCAACUGUACAUUCCGAAAGAAAUUCAAGAGCACGUUUGUUGGGAAGGCGUGUCCCAGAUGAAGAAGGAAUUAAAAGCGUCAUAGAUCCUAGCCAUGAGACUUUCUUUGAAAUCAAAGGCAACAGGAGACAAGGAACCAGAACGGGAAGAAAUAGAAUAGCAGAAAACGAAUUUAUUACUGACGAUACUUCCAGAUUAAUAGAAAGUCCUCUAAAUACUGAUGACAUUUGCCCCAAAGAUUGUCCAAUCACCGAGGGCCAAGUCGCAGUAUGUGGCACAAAUGGAAAGGUUUAUGAUAGCCUAUGUUUUUUACAGAAAGAAAACUGCGGCAGUGACGUAAAGGUGGGGAGCUGGGAGUUUUGUAGAGGGCAACACCAUCUAUGUCCCUCUACAUGUCUCGAUAUCUAUGAGCCAGUUUGCAGUGAAGAUAGUAUUAUCUAUCGCAAUCCUUGUAUCAUGCAACGCCAGAAUUGUGGGAAAGAAGUGAAGACCCAGGACCUUAAAAACUGUUAUAUCCAACACAGAGAAUUCCGCAGUUACGAUCCUUGCCCUCAACAAUGUCUCGAGGUUUAUGAUCCAACUUGUGGGUCAGACGGUCGUGUGUAUUUCAACGAAUGUUACCUGCGGAAGAAGACUUGCGGAGAGGGAAUUCGGGUAGUGGAUAUGAAACAGUGUGUGCAGGUUCGAGACUGUCCCCGGAUUUGUGUACCGUUUCCUGAAGUUGUAUGUGGUUCGGACGGUAAACUAUAUCUGAACGAGUGUCGGCUUCUCCAGAAGAACUGUGGAAAAGAUGUAAGGGUCAGACCAGACAGUUUUUGUGGAAAACAAAGUUAAGUGAACUGAAGCACUUAAUAACGGCUAUAUUUGGAUUUACAGUUUUAAAUUGGAAUUGAUAAACUUUUUCUUUCAUUAGAAACUAUAUAUUGCUUGUAAAAUAACAUACAUAUAUAUAUGCAUAUGUAUUCAAACCCCCAGAAU
Molecule: messenger RNA, 2142 nt
Organism: Limulus polyphemus (Atlantic horseshoe crab)
Lineage: Eukaryota; Metazoa; Arthropoda; Merostomata; Xiphosura; Limulidae
Exons: 8
Coding region: 211-1998 (595 amino acids)
Molecular function (GO): protein binding
Source: RefSeq, a predicted model, not a curated record